Messenger RNA from Uloborus diversus, 2476 nucleotides. Its product is annotated as zwei Ig domain protein zig-8-like. Gene Ontology annotation, biological process: synapse organization. The transcript is spliced from 7 exons. The record is from RefSeq and is a predicted model, not a curated record. NCBI's taxonomy places the organism in Eukaryota, Metazoa, Arthropoda, Arachnida, Araneae, Uloboridae. Gene Ontology annotation, cellular component: neuron projection membrane. Bases 416 to 1399 code for a protein of 327 amino acids.
UGCAGUGGUGCUCUGUUCUUUUGCUCCUACUCGUCCGUCUCUGUUUUCCUGUUGAAAUCGAAACAGGAUAAAUCUGAAGUGAGGGACGAAAAAGAAGAAACGGGGAAAAAAUCGGUUACUUUGAGCGGAUUGGAUUUGCUGUUUAUUUUCCGGAAUUCACAUUUUACUUUCCGGCAAUGCUCCCAAACGACCUAAGGCCUGGACUGGCACGGAUUAAAAAGUGCAGGCUUUUUUAAAAAUAAAAACACUUUACAAUCGUUUGGACAACUUCUGCGGGUGUGAUUGUUUAACUUCUGGUUUGUAGAAAAAUAUUGUGUUUGAAGUAUUCUUUGCAAUAAGACGUUCAACAGCGCGUGCGAUUGAUGUAACACAGGAAUCGUCUGCGUGAAAAAGUUUUAAUUGACACAGAUUCGCAAUGCACACGCUGAAGAUUCUACGGGAUAGUACGCAUAAAGGACUCUUGGUGAAUCCGAGUGUUAUAUUUUGGAUCGCUCUUGGACUUGCUAUCAACGCUACUCCUAUUGUUGUCGCCAAAACUACGGAAAAAGGUGAUACAAGCACUCAAGACAUAGGAUGUGUAACAGAAUCAAUAAAUCAAACAAGAUCAAAACCAAGGAGGUCACCAAUUUUAGUUGGACAUUCCCAUUUAUUAUCAAAAGUGGAACAACCUACUUUUGACACAUCAGUGCCAAAAAACAUUACUACUCAACUAGGACAAACAGUCUACUUACACUGUAAAGUGCACAAUUUAGGAGACAAAACGGUGUCAUGGAUACGCAGAAGGGACUUCCAUGUACUUACUGUGGGACUGGCAACUUACACUGCAGACGACAGAUUUGUGGCUGUCAAUAUGGAACGUUCAGAAGACUGGAUGCUUCAAGUGAAAUUGGCCCAGCUAUCAGAUGAAGGGCUUUAUGAGUGCCAAGUCAAUACUCAUCCUUUAAUUAGUUACUUUGUUACACUUAUCGUUCUAGUUCCUAAGUCCUCAAUACGGGAAGCUCCCGAUCUAUAUGUGAAGACCGGAAGCUCAAUCAACUUGACAUGCGUCAUCAGUCAAAGUCCUGAACCCCCAGUGUUUGUCUUCUGGUACCACAAUGAGAGGAUGAUCAAUUACGAUUCGUCUGGUGGAGAGAUUACUGUUCAUAAGGCUGGGCAAGAUACAGCCGUUAGUCGCCUCUUCAUCAAAAAUGCUCAGCCUAACGAUUCCGGCAAUUAUACUUGUUGCCCGUCUAACGCAGAUGCUACCAGUAUUAGCGUACACGUGCUCAAUGGUGAAAAAAGAGCUGCAAUGCAACAUGAUUUGAACACUUCUCCUGUAGCCAGGGCUUCUUCAACCAUGGACCAAUACUUGCGAGUCUUCUGGGUUGUGCUGCUUUCCUGUCUAGUUUUGUCGUCCUGACGCCAAUGACGGGAAGCUGAUCGCCAAAUCAGAACUGACAGUCCGUCCACUUCUCAGCCACACUUUUAAUACAGGUAGAUGAUCAUUAAUAAAGUGCUGCAGCAGUAUCGCUAUCUGAAGAGUCAAGCAUGAAAAAAAAAAAAAAAAACAAUCUUAAUAGAUUUGUAAAGUACUUCAUGUAUCCAGAAGGAUAUUGACUAGAGCUGAUAAGACUAUUUGUAAAUGGAAUUAAAAAAUGAGCUACUAAACGUCCAUUGUUAUGACAGGGCCAAAAUUACUAGUUAGUUUCAACAAUUUCAAUGACUCCUUUCGCACCGUGCGGCUUGAUUUUGUGGCAGAAAUACAGUGAGAUGAAAGUGAUACUAUGCAGCAUUCAUAGAAAGAACCAACAAAUUACAGGAAAAUAUCUACUGAUUUCCAUGUUUAUUCAUAUCUGUGUUGUCUUCUGAUUUAACGGCAUGACGGUGAACCUAAAACACUUUCUUCAAGUUUGUGUCCCGCAAUUAUACUGAAUGCCAAAUACUCUGACAAAUUACGUUACCUGGUGUGCUUAUACCAAAGUGUGGGGUUUUUUGACUUCUAUGUAAAGAAUAAAUGAAAAGAAAUAUAUCUAUAUAUAUAUAUGAUUAUAUACCGAUACAUAUUCUUGUUUGUCUGGAACAGAUUUUCGAAGGUGCUUCAUAUUAUCAUUAUAAAUAUAGAAUCAAUAAAAUUUCGUGACUUUUCUAGGAACGAUGACUAUCGAAAAGAUUGUGCUAUUUGUCUGUAUAAUGUACCAUAGUUUUGGAAACUCUUCGUUACUAAGACUUGAUAUAAAACAGAAAAGGCCUUACUACAGGCAUUUUAUGGCUUUUCCUUCAAACAGCUUUGAUUUUUGUUCUUUGUCUAAACUUUUUUCCUUUGUAAAAAUGAAAUAUACAGUGUAAGUGAGAAGCAUGCAGUUGGAAGAUCUACUUUUAUUUAGUUGGCAUAGAUGAUAAACAAGUGAUUUAUUACAUCUGUGGCUAACUACUGCGUGUUCUGUAACAUGAUUUGAAGCUCAAAUUGUGUAAUAUAUUCCAAUGGAAUAAAUAAAAG